AUGACCAUCCUCGCCUCUCAACUUUCUCCAUUUCCUCUCUCUGAAAACCACGUAACCAACGCCCACGACAUCGAUUCUGGAAAUGAUGAGAGACCAAUAAUAAGCAAAGAGUAUUAUCUUUUUGGCCAUCCUAUCUCACAUUCAGCUUCACCUCAUUUUCAUAAUUUGAUUUGGUCCAAGCUUUAUCCAGACCGGCGUUAUUCUCUAUGUGAUACUGCUAAUCUUACCCACGAACAAAUUGCGAAGAAGAUCAAUUCUGAUCCAAAAUUUGAUGGUGCUGCAAUUACCAUGCCUUUGAAGUCGAUGGUGAUGAAGAUUCCAGGUGUGAUCGAUAGGCUCACUCCUUCCGCUUUGGCUACUGGAGCAGUGAAUACCAUUGUUACUGAAUCCAAAACCGGAUCUCGGGUCGGUACCAAUACCGAUACCGAGGGUAUUCGACGUGCACUCCUCAGUCAACUUCCGUCUUCAAAGAUCGAUGCCUUUGAAGCCAAUACCUAUGCUGGAUUUGUGAUUGGAUCAGGUGCUACGACUCGAUCCGCAGUAUAUGCCCUCUCAUGUCUCAACCUUUCGCCUAUUUAUUUAAUUAAUCGAGAUCAUGAAGAAACUCUGGGAGUGAUGGGGCAAUUUCCUCACUUAGAUUUGAGAGCGAUUUUAGACGAAGAAGAUUUCGAAGCUGAAUGUACUGGUCGAUUUUCUAAACCGAUUCCCAUUGGAGUUGGAUGCAUUCCUGCUCUUGAACCGGUUACGGAUCAAGAGAAGAUGGUCUAUCAACUCGCACGUGCAAUCUUUUCUAUUCCUUAUGUUCCAGAGGCCAAAGAGACAGAUGAUGAGUUUAUCAAGGCACCUACAAGACCUUUAUUUUUGGAAAUGGCCUACAAGCCUCGUCAAACUCCUAUGUUGAUUAAUGCACAAGCAUCAGGUUGGGCAACUAUCGAAGGUAUUCAAGCCAUGAUUGAACAAGGACUAUCUCAAAGUAGGAUGUGGAUUACUGGAAAUGCAGAAGCGGUGACGAAUUUUGACAAAAAUAGCGGCAACAGAAUUAUUCCUGAGGAAAUUGAACUUGAAGCUAGAAAUUUUGUAGAAGGGCUUGGUGAUUUGUGA
Molecule: messenger RNA, 1101 nt
Organism: Melampsora larici-populina 98AG31
Lineage: Eukaryota; Fungi; Basidiomycota; Pucciniomycetes; Pucciniales; Melampsoraceae
Exons: 4
Coding region: 1-1101 (366 amino acids)
Biological process (GO): chorismate biosynthetic process; shikimate metabolic process
Molecular function (GO): shikimate 3-dehydrogenase (NADP+) activity
Source: RefSeq, a predicted model, not a curated record